AUGUCAAAUUUCAUUUUCAUCGAUGUCCAAGAUACCUCUGGGUACAACCAGAACAGAAUCAAGCGCCAUGCUGCCGCAGGCAUCCAUCGCCGAAAGCGUUCGGCCAAUGUUAUCCUCCGUCAGAAUCUCUCAUCGGCCCGAAAGGCAUUGACCAUUCGUCCUCAAAGGAAGCCACAACAAGGUGAAGAAGAAGAUAAGACAGGGAACGUGUUGCGAAUGCGGCCAGCACGGCAAAAUGUGCGCGUGCGGGAUCCUAAAAUCGCGUUGAUGUUUCGGUGGAGAGCAAGAGGACCGACGGCUCUCAAGCCUCCGAGUGACGAUCUGAAGAUCGAGCGCGUUUUAAGCGAAUCUUUCAAUUGGAUGAUGGGGCAAUACAACUCGUCAUGGUCCUCGCUGGUCCAGUGUGAUUCGACAGUCUUCGACACCAAUGAAGAAGUUGAAAUCUUCAGAGAGGCUUUCUACAUUGUCACCGACCUCUUGGAGAUACAAAAAACAGACGCUGCGUUUGCGGUUCUCCAGCGUACCUUGGAUGCCAUUCCCCGGAUGUUUCGAAAUCCUCACCCCGAACUGCUGUUUACUCUAGUUGAACUUGCUUACGGGAUCAACAUGGGCCAUGCCUCGGUUCUGCAUACUCGGAUCAGAUUGCAUGUGGCUGACCUCGCAUCUACAAUCUUAGGCACGAAGCACCCAUUGACGAUUCUGCUCAAGUCUGAAUUCAAUGCGUCGUUAACGAAUCACGUUACUGAACUUGUGUUCAGAUGCAUUAUCGAUGCACUGGUGAAAACAUUUGGACUUGAUGCAUAUCAGACAUUAGCCCACCAGAUGGGCCGUUCCCAGUUCUAUUCGCGCACGGGUCGAGGCGAAGAAGGCGAGAAGUUGCUUACUGAUAUUCACGAGCGGUGGAAGCAACAAUACGGUUCUGACUCGUCUCUUGCGAGUCUUGCAGGGCUUGAACUGUGCCUUGUACGCCUACAGAAUUGCCGCCAGCGAGACCAGGAUCCUCACCUAGAUUCAAUGCUGGAGGCUCAAGCCAACAAUGCGAUGCUGAGGAUCGAAGUCAUGGCUGGAGUCUACUCAAACAAAUUUACCGACAAGCCUUCGUCCCAUCCCAAUCUGCAGCAUCAAUAUCCAUCGACAAUGGCGCUUUCGCAAUGGUUCCUCCAGAAUAAACGUUAUGCAUUUGCACUGCAUUGUUAUGAGCGUGCGAAGCAAUCCACGACGGAUCAUACUCACACUUCAACAAGACGAUUGGGAGAUCUCAUCGUUGACACGACGGAGAGUGCUCUGCAUGAUAUCUUGUGGCAGUCUCGCACCUUGUCGAUACUUCCAUCACAAGCUUCCGUGCCUGGAAACGUGGUUGCAAUGUCUCCAGCCUGUGACCAUGAGAGCUGA
Messenger RNA from Fonsecaea pedrosoi CBS 271.37, 1392 nucleotides. RefSeq lists its product as uncharacterized. The record is from RefSeq and is a predicted model, not a curated record. Bases 1 to 1392 code for a protein of 463 amino acids. The transcript has a single exon. NCBI's taxonomy places the organism in Eukaryota, Fungi, Ascomycota, Eurotiomycetes, Chaetothyriales, Herpotrichiellaceae.